This is a messenger RNA of Athene cunicularia (burrowing owl), 2378 nucleotides long. It is a transcript of the gene MCUR1, whose product is annotated as mitochondrial calcium uniporter regulator 1. Gene Ontology annotation, cellular component: mitochondrion; mitochondrial inner membrane. Gene Ontology annotation, biological process: positive regulation of mitochondrial calcium ion concentration; calcium import into the mitochondrion. NCBI's taxonomy places the organism in Eukaryota, Metazoa, Chordata, Aves, Strigiformes, Strigidae. Bases 719 to 1432 code for a protein of 237 amino acids. The record is from RefSeq and is a predicted model, not a curated record. The transcript is spliced from 8 exons.
CGCGGGGUCCGCCGCCCCCCUGGGGAGACAGGGGCCUGCGAGGGGGGUGCUGCUGUCCGCAGCAGCUUUGGGAACUGACCGCAGGGGUCGUUACUAGGACUGUUUUUUCCUCCCUCAAAGACUUAUUGGUUAUCCCUUAUUGAACUUUGAGACAGAUAAGGCUAGCCGGAUUUUCUAUCCAAGUGUUUUAAAAUAUGAUGUCUUUGAGGACAGAGAGUUCUGCCUCCGCACAGCUCACCUCGUAUUCCAUUUCGCUUUUUUUUUUCUUUGUGAGCUGGUCUAUGCAAACGUCCAAGUGGAAGCUACACUGUCGUAGAUUUGCAUUCGAUGUUGACAAUAUUUUCUGUACAAAAAGUAAAGGCAAAUUGCGAGUGAUUACUUUUUGUCUGAAGGGCAACCAGUGAACGUUGGCUUCUUUAUUAAGGAAUGGAAAGAGUCUGUUUAGUCCUCAAGAUCUUUGAAGUGCUCACAGCUUCCACCAGUUACACUGAUAAUGGUAAAGGAACAGCUUUUCAUCCCACCUGAUGCUUGGUGGGAUUUUGCUAGGAUGUUAUAUUGGAGAGCAUUUCAGAAGUGUAGCAUUAACGUUGUAUUCUAUUCUCUAUAUCUUGCUCAUAGAGGUUAGUUGGAUAUCUUUUCAGUUUCAAGCUGUUCUAAUAACUAAUAUUUUGUCAUAGAUUAAAAAUAUUUGGGGUAGAAAGACUCGUGGAAAGUAAACAUGUUGGUUACAUAUUCUUCCUUAGAAAUAACUUACAUUUUGGGUUUUUUUUCAGAUGCAAGCAUCUCUGCGUCAUCAUCUUUACAAAGCAAGGGGAAUAUUUCUUUAUUGGGAAAUAGGAAGCUUUUUUUUGACACUCAUGCGCUGGUGUGCCUCUUCGAAGAAAAUGGGUUCACUACUCAGCAGUCGGAGGUCAUUGUAUCUGCAUUAGUGAAAAUUAUGAACACCAACCUGGAUGUGAUUUACAAGGACAUGGUCACCAAAGUACAGCAGGAAAUUGCACUUCAGCAAGUAAUGUCCCAUAUUGGUGGUGUGAAAAAGGACAUGAUUAUUUUGGAAAAAAGUGAGUUUUCAGCACUUCGUUCUGAAAAUGAGAAAAUAAAACUUGAACUCCAGCAGAUAAAGAAGCAAGUCAUGGAUGAAAUUACCAAAGUUCGUGCAGAUAACAAGUUAAACCUAAACCUAGAGAAGAGCAGAGUAAAAGAAUUGUACUCACUUAAUGAAAGAAAACUACUUGAAAUGAGGACAGAAGUAGUGGAAUUGCAUGCACAACAAGAUCGAGCUCUGACCCAAACAGACAGAAAAAUAGACACAGAAGUUGCAGAUCUGAAAACAAUGCUUGAAUCGCACAAACUUGAUAAUAUUAAAUACUUAGCAGGUUCAGUAUUUACAUGCCUUACUGUAGCACUGGGAUUUUAUCGUUUAUGGAUAUAAUCAAAACAUCAAUUUAAAGGGACUUCUACUGUCUUGGUUUCUAAAAAAAAAGUUUUAUCUUUGCCUGGACUUUAACCAAGUCUUGACUGGUUUAUUUAUUAUUUUUUUUGUAAAGCAGACUGUAUUGAGAAUGUAACCAAAGGUGUGCCUAGAAACAAACUGUACACAUAUUGUGUGUAUUUUGAAACUUACCUCUGAUGAAAGUGUGGUAUGUGCGUUUCUGUUGUUUCCUUCCAUUCUGAACUGCCCUACACCUUGCUGCUACGAAGUGUCAUACAAGCAAAGACUGGCAUUUAUAACAGUCUUAUGGGACUGCGUGCCCUAGAGAAGAAUCUAUGGAAUUUUGUUCCGUUGCCUACUCAGACACACUUGCUGGAGUCAGUUGCAUGUAUCAGACUGAAGUCGGCUAUUAAGGUAAAACUGAAACUACACGUUUCGUGGCUUGGAGGCACUCUUGUAUAGGUAGAACUUGUGUUGACUGAAUGCUUACUUCGCUCCUUCUAACACUUGUUCAUAUAGUUACUGUCAUCAAAUGUUUGUUUUUCUAUUUUUAUAACAUUAUAGUUACCAGCUCAUUUUGCAGAUGGCUGUUCAAUCACUUAUGUUUCAUGAAAGAGUACUAUGUAAUGAUAGCAGUGUUUGCUGCUAGUUUUGUUUGUAAUGUAUUUGUAGAGGUUUUUGUGACUAACUUGCCUUUGGUACAUACAAGUAUUUGAUCCUCUCCAUAUGCUAAUUGUUAACUUUACCACUGUAACUGGAAGUUUGAAAUGCAGUAAAAUACACUAGUUGUGUUUAUAGUGAUAUGAAGUGUCUCUGGUGCUGCCUUCUUGAUGGAAGGGAGUUGAUGCUUCUAAAAAGGAAAGAGAUUUUAAAUUGUGGUUAUAAAGCAGGGUCUUAGGAAAGAGAAUUACAUACCAACAGUCUUCUGGGUUUUUUGUUGUUAAAA